Molecule: messenger RNA, 4512 nt
Organism: Anopheles nili
Lineage: Eukaryota; Metazoa; Arthropoda; Insecta; Diptera; Culicidae
Exons: 1
Coding region: 1-3618 (1205 amino acids)
Biological process (GO): peptidyl-L-cysteine S-palmitoylation; protein targeting to membrane
Cellular component (GO): endoplasmic reticulum; Golgi apparatus
Molecular function (GO): protein-cysteine S-palmitoyltransferase activity
Source: RefSeq, a predicted model, not a curated record
AUGCUCACAGAGUCUAUCGUCGAGCGUGCGACGCCCCAGAAAAGCCACGGACCUCCCCGGAAGCCAGGAGCGAUCAGCACCAGCACCAGCAGCAGCAGCAACCUCAGGAGAAACAACCGCGUCGCUGCGGCGUCCGAACCGGUUCACAUUUCGCCAUCCAUCGCCACCAACUCGACCGUGUCCUGGCUGCAGCGGGUUCGCGUGCAUCUUGCAAAGCGCGCGCGUAAACUAACACGCAAUCGGUUCUGCUCCUCACAGGACAAUCUCGGUGCAUCUGAGUACCGGCGAGAUCGACGCGUUCACGGAUUACAGCUACCGUUGCAUCCGCUUCAGCUCGUCGGUUGGUUCGCGCUCGUCCUGUUCGGAUACUCCACGUUCGGUGUGUUGAUACCAGCGCUCGAACCAUCCCUACAACCUCCUCUAUACGUAGGCCUUACCGGACUCUAUCUGCUUCAUCUCAUAGCCCACCUGACGGCACUUCUCCUCGAUCCAGCCGAUCCCGAGCUGCGCCGGCUCGCACCGGCCAGCAAAACCGUAGUACCCGAGUUCGAUCGCACACGACACUCGCACGUGAUCGAAAACGGCCGUUGCCAUUUGUGCAACAUUCGCACGUCAAGCGCGCGCACCAAACACUGCAGCGUGUGCAACAAGUGCGUCGGUACCUUCGAUCAUCACUGCAAAUGGUUGAACCAUUGCGUCGGCGGACGGAACUAUGUCGCCUUUCUGAUGUGCGUGGUGAGUGCGGUCAUAGCGGCGCUGGUCAUCCUGGCCGCGGCCAUCACCGAGAUCGUGCUGUAUCAUGUGCAGCCGGCGGGUUGGCUGAAUUUGGCCUGGUUUGGGUUGCUCGAUGCCGCCACCGAUCCGACCGGUGGUGGACCGCAUGCCGAUGAGGCGGUUGAGCUUGAGCUGACCAGUGCCGGUCCUUCGUUGCCACCGGCGAUCACGGAUGAUGCGGGUGGUGGGUCGUUGUUUGAAAAUUUCACCACAUCCGCGCAGGAUCUGCUACUCAACGGUACGGUGGUUGGUGGGAUUUUUGGUGUAGGUGAUGCGAGUGGAACGGGACCAGCGAACGGUUCGACAAGUGGGGCGUCUCCAUCGGAUGGUGCCGGUGUGACUAACGAAGGUAUUGGACUGCAUCAUACCGUGUUUCUGGCGUUUGUCGCGUCGGUUGGAAUUUUGGCCGCCAUCGCUGCUGGACUCCUGCUGCAUCUGUGCUUCUUCCACGUGUACAUCUCUUUCCUGGGGCUCACGACGUACGAGUACAUCCGCAACAAUCGGCAAGCGGCUGCGGGGACAACGCAACCAAAUGGAGCCCACACCACAGGACAUCCGCACGCUAAUGGGCCUCCGCAUCAUCCGGGAGAUCGAGAAAACUCACCGUCCAAGUUUAAACUCUUCUCGAACUGCACGCAUGCCGGUUCGCGGAAGUUCCCCGAGGUGUACAUCUGUUCCUCGAUUAACCAGAAAUCGACGGCCACGAUCAACGCUCCUUCCGGUGUGUCCUUUUUGGGAGGAAGAGGCCCAUCUUCAGCGGGUGUGGUGCCAACGAUCAUUUUGCCUGGUCAGUUGAACGAUCUGAAUCGAGUGCGACCGAGAACGUUACACUGCUGCGAUAGUGGCAGCACCGAGUGUCGGAAUAACAUCACUGCGGCGGGUUUACGGACGCUUACGGCGACGGCAAAUGUGGCCAGUUCGUCGACGACCAUCACGACUGCGAAUGGCACACGGAGGGAUGCGUCAGAGCGACAACAACAGCUGCAGCAACAUCACCAUCAGCAUCAGAAGGCCGCUUUUUAUCUGUGUUCGAUGCUAGAGGACGAUCCGCAUGAGGAUUCGUCGGAUGGAAAGAACCCCGGCACAACCGGUGGAAGUUGUCAGGGAACGCGGACGUUCCACUGUUGUUCGCAAUACAGCCGCCAGAUGGCGGCAGCUCACAGCUCUUCGGUGAUGACGACAAACAACAAUAACCACCGGCAGAACCAUCACGGGAACGAUUUCCUAGCGGCGGCAACAGCAGCAACACUGCUUGCAACAACCAUGACCACGUUGACAACGACCACAACGACGUCGGAGGAAGCGUACGUUCAGUACACCGAGCGAUGCUCCUGUUGCAGCUUUCAGAUGCAAAAACCCGACCACGAAGGAUCACCGGAAGAUGGAUCACCGAGAAGGCACCAUCUACACCCGCAGGACAUUCAUCCUUUUCGGACCGGAGCUACCGAUAAAGCGGGAGCAAUCGUUCAGCCAACUGGUCGGAGGUUUUGCUGCGUAAACGAACCACUCGGUGCAAGUGGCAUUAAAUCAUCGCACCACCGGUGGAAAAGAAAAUGGAACUGCUGCUCAAGCGUUCCCGACAGCCCGGACGUGCCGGUAGACCUGCGUACGAUCUCCGGCACGCUAGCAGUCACCACCGGAAGCCGAUCGGUGAUGAGUAGCGCUCAGUUUGGUGAUGCUGCUGACCCAUCCGGGAGUGUCCUGCCAGCGAUCACGACCGUCGUGGAACGUUCCUCACAAUCCUCGGCCCUCGAGCGUCAUUCCCACGAAGCGCCCGAACCACCGAACGACGAAAACUGUGCCAACAAUAACUGUAGUAGCGUUAGCGUAGCUAGUCCCCGUGUUGUAGCGCGUGCCACUAAACGAGGAGAGAACCCCGUCGGUGAAGGUCCUUUCGCGUCCCGAGUGGAUACGGCGUCGACUUCCGCCAUUCACAUCAUCAGCGCGGAUGCCAAUGGUAACGAGCUUGUUCGUGAGACCGGCGAUGGUGGUGUGACAAAUCCUGCCAGUGUUUCACCGCUUCCAAAGCGACCGCGGGCUCGUCUCGUUCGGCCAUGGCCCGUUGUGCGAUUGCGGCACAUGAUGCGAAUGAUCGAUCGCUACCGGAGACCUCGAUGCCGGACGAAUCUCACGGGUACAACCAACUCGGGUGCGAGUAGUAGCCAAACUGGUGGAUGUAGUAACACCGCACCAUUAACAUCCCCACUCGUCCGACAGAACCAGGUGCGACCGUUAUCGUCCAGUGAGUUUGCUAGUGCGUUGCUGACGGUGCCAGGUUUUGGAGCAUCAGCACUGGCAGCAGCAGCGGCCGCAGCAGCCGCAUCGUCUUCAUCCUCAUCGACAUCCCCAGUGUCGUCGGGUUGCUCCAGUGGUCCAGGAUCACCAUCCGUGCAGCUUCGUGCGCUUCUAGCGGCCUCCUCAAACCCUCGAAAUACCACCGCCGUGGAGUCAUCAUCAUCCUCGUCAUCACCCUCGAUCACGAUGCCCGUUUUGCCGCCACCAACACGCCGUCGACUGAAAGGUGGUGCCUCCGGUGGUUGUGAACAGCUGCCGGAAUUGAUCGCGGACAUCACGCCAACGUCCGUCCGUGCACCGGUACAUCCGCCGAUGGGUUACCGGAGAAGUCGUCGCAAAAACGUCAUACGCAACCGCAGCCCAACGCUGUCCCCGAUACACGAAUCCGGCCUAUCGAAUCCGACCUCACCGCAGCCCUGCCGGCACACGUACCCGGCGGUGUCGGGUACGAGCUCGAGCUGUGGUGGAUCACGCUCCUUGGAUGCGGGACGAUCCUCGGGAGUGAUCCCGCUCGUGACGACUACCGGUUACACGGAUCAGUCGCCUUGAGUGGUGAUAGUUUUGUGCCCUACGAGCGUCGGUUUUGUUAGAUAGAAAAAUGCUUACCCCCUUUUAGCUGUAUUACCGUGCGUUUCGGAACAUUCGGAGCGUUAUGCUAUCCUAUUUUGAUGUGCAACACAUCCCUGCGAGUUCGCCCCAGUUGUUCGUUUUUCGGGGGGUAGUGUGUCUCAUAGUGCUAUCAAGAAAAAAAGAGAAUAAAAGAAGACAAGACUAAUAACGUUGUGCUUACGUUUGUGUGUUGCGGUGCAAAGUGAACCGUCGAGCUCGUAGAGACUUACCAAACGCAGCUUGAAACGUCCCGAUAAGACUUAGAUCCGAUGUGAUCGAUUUUGAGGCUGAUCCACACCGAUACAAUGAAGCAGCCACCGGCAGCGUGGAAACCCACGCGCCAUCGUAAGCGUAUGCAAUACAACGAAACUUUUGGGAAAGCGUUAAUCAAAAAUCAUUUGUCCAUGCGUGCGCGCGCGCGCGUGUGUGUGUGCGUGUGUGUAUGUGCAACAUUCCGGCCAGUUCAGCUGAUGAAAAGCACACGAACGCGAAGAAACGAACGCAUCGAAGGAUGUGCAGUAGUUUACCACAGUAGUAAGCGAGAACCGUGUCACGGGGGGAAAAAAAGGAUUAGUGUAGAUAAAGCAAAAGCAUAUUUUUUUAUACCUACCGAAGCGUCCAGGGAGCGGAAUGCAGAAUGUUCAAAACGUUAAUGAGUUUGCGAUAGAGGUGCCGGUUUGCGAGGUUUUGUGGAAAUCACGUACCCCAUCUAAAGUCCUGUGCAAGCGCGCCCACGUUCGAGUGCUAUUGUGCCAGGUGCAGCGAGUGAGUGAGAGCUAGUGUUGCGAGCAGUUGUAGUGAUUCCCGUGCCAGCAGCCGCUAAAAGGGGUUUGG